Molecule: messenger RNA, 767 nt
Organism: Paramecium sonneborni
Lineage: Eukaryota; Ciliophora; Oligohymenophorea; Peniculida; Parameciidae
Source: the annotation of a GenBank genome assembly
AUGGAGCUACUUCGAUUAAGUUCUAGUCAAAUGGAAUUCACAUACAAUAAAUAUGAAAAUAUGCAAUCUGGCAUCUUUAUUUACAAUGAUACACUCACUCCCAUUGCUUAUAAAGUACUAUUUACUUUAUUUUUAGUUUAAAGCAUCAAAUCGAAAUAUCUUUUUAGUCAGACCACCAUUUGGGAUAGUUUAGCCUAAAUAAAAUUAACUAAUAAGUGUCACACUUCAUUGUAAAGUUUUUGAAAAUACUUCUAUCAAUGAAUUUAAUGAAAAAUUAUUAUUGAUUUCUGUACCAAUAUUCUCUGGAAUCUAAGACCCUACACCCCUUUUCAAAGAUUCAACUAGAAAAUUUGAAAAUUAAAGAAUCAAUAUUGUCAUCUAAUCUGUUGACAGAAAGAUUAUUUCAUAAGUUGGUGGAAGUGCUAAUUUAGUUUUUUAGUCACUUCAUAAAUAGAAUAGUUAAUUAGAUUUGUAAAAUUCUCCCAAUGAACCUAAAUUUGAAGAAAACAGAUUCAAAGCUCAAUAAUUUUAAGCCAGAAAUGAAGCACUUCUAUAAGAAAUUGCUUAAAAAGAACAAUAAUUAGUAUUAUUUGUUAUUUAAACCAAAGUUAAAUUUACAAAAGACUCAUGGUGUUUCAUUUGAAAAACUUGAAAAGGAACCUAUUAAGAAUACUAAGGACACUGUGCUUCUUAUUAUUGUGAGUAUUCUGUCUUUUUUCAUUGUUUUGCGAUAUUUUGAUUUAAUAAAUAGAAUUAUACCAAGAUGA